Messenger RNA from Aricia agestis (brown argus), 5980 nucleotides. It is a transcript of the gene dom, whose product is annotated as helicase domino. The coding region runs from base 510 to 5954 and encodes 1814 amino acids. The transcript is spliced from 13 exons. Lineage: Eukaryota; Metazoa; Arthropoda; Insecta; Lepidoptera; Lycaenidae. Gene Ontology annotation, cellular component: Swr1 complex. Gene Ontology annotation, molecular function: ATP hydrolysis activity; ATP-dependent chromatin remodeler activity; histone binding. The record is from RefSeq and is a predicted model, not a curated record.
UGCAAAGUACCUAUUUUGUGAAAUUGAUUUGAAUAAUAUUGGGUUAUGCGCCAGCCAAAUACUAAAAUAUUUUUAUAAACAGCUAUGUUUUGAUUAUUUCAAAUCGUUUUAAUUAAUUUAAGUGGUGAUGUGUUAAUAGAACUACCAAUAUGGAACGAUUAAAUAAUUGCAAGGUUGCAGGAGCUAGCUAGUGUUGAUUGCCCAAUAUGGCGGCUGCCGGAAUCAAAUUGUCAAAAAGAUGUUUAUGGCGGCUUUCAGAACGUUCUUACAUUAUGUUUAAAAUAAAGUUAACAAUGUGAUAGUGAUGGUAAAGUAAGAUUUAAAGGCUAACGCAGUGCAUAAAAGUAAAGACUGAUAAUUAUUAGUAGAAUAUAGCAAAUAAGUAAAACAAACUUCUCUGUAUCAUCAACUGUAGAGUUGAUGCAUUUAAAAAUGUAUUUAAAACAAAAUAACUCAAGAAGUGUACAGUUAAAGUGCUUAUGAGUUAAGAGUUUCAGCUAUGUUGCAUUAUGAGUGGACAAAAUGAACAUACUUCAACAUUUGGUGUACCAGCAACACUGUCACUCAUGGGUGUGGAACGCGCGGCAAACUGUAGUGGAGUCGGCGGCGGGGCCGUGGCACCGGAGGAAGCCCUCAACGGUGUCGCGUCUGCGGAGCGGGCAGAUGAGCCGCCACGGAAAAAACUUAAACAAAUGGCCGUCGAGGAUGGCUCCUCGGUCCGUAAACGGAUUCUCGAAUAUAAACUGCAACGUUUAAAAAAUUUACGUGAAAGAUUUACGGAACAACUGAGCGAGCUGUAUUUUCUGCAAGCGGGCGGAAACAUGAUGGAUUACGCCGUAUGGCGAAAGCGGCCCCCGGCGCCGCAGCUCAUGGCGUUUCUCGAAGCGCGGCGGCCUCCACCCGUCGCGUCGCCGCCGCCCUCACCUCCGCCCCCGCCGCCCGCCGCCGACCCCGCGCCUGCGCCCGCCGAUGAGAUGGUGGAGAAGGCCAAGCAGGAGGCGUACGUGGCGGCGCGCGUGGCGGAGCUGGCGCGUGCAGGCCUGUGGGCGGAGCGCCGCCUGCCGCGGGUCCUGGAGCCGCCCCGCCCCAAGACGCACUGGGACUACCUGCUGGAGGAGAUGGCGUGGUUGGCACAAGAUUUCGCCCACGAACGCAAGUGGAAAAAACAAGCUGCAAAAAAAUGUGCACGAGCAGUUCAAAAAUAUUUUCAAGACAAGGCUGCAGCAGCACAGAAAGCAGAAAAAGCACAAGAAUUGCAACUCAAAAAAACCGCGGCCUUCGUGGCUAAAGAAGUUCGACAGUUUUGGUCUAAUGUUGAAAAGCUCGUGGAAUGGAAACGAGUGAGAAGAGUGGAGCGUGCGAGAAAAGAAGCCCUUGACGAGCAACUCAGCUACAUCGUAGAUCGGACCGAGAAGUACUCCCGCCAGCUCGCCGCCAACCUCGCCACGCCCGCGCCCCCCGCCCCUGCUGUCGCCUCCGACGACGAGUUCCAGCCGCGCGACGACUCCGACGACGACGAGGAGACCAUCGCCGCCGCCGAGCGCGACGCGCCCGACGACCACGGCGCCGAGGUAGAGGCGCUCCGCCGCGAGUCCCACCUCGACCUCGGCGACCUGCUGCCGCCCGGCUACGUACCCGCGCACUCGCCGCCGCCCUCCGACUACGACGCCGCCGAUGACUCCGCCGACGACGAGGACACCAUCGCCGAGCAGGAGCGCGCCGAGCGCCCCGAGGACACCGCGCGGGAGCUCGAGGCUCUCGCGCAAGAGGCCGACCUCGACAUAGCCGAGCUCGUCCGCCGUUAUUCCGCCGCGCCGCCCGCGCCCGCCGCCGCCUCGCCCGCCUCGCUCGCUUCGUCCGACACCGCCACCGACGUCGACAGCGACGACGACGAGCCCGACCGGGACAGCGAGUCGGACGACUCCGACUCGGGGUCGGCGGCGUCCGAGCGGCUCGAGGCGCUCGUGGAGCCGGCUGCGGGGGAGGAUGGCGGCGGCGAGCGGCGCGUGGAGGCGGCCGCAUCGCUGGCGGCCACGCUGCAGCCCACCGGCACCACGUUGUCGGAGACGGCGGUGGGCACGCCGGUGCCGGCGCUGCUGCGGCACUCCCUGCGCGAGUACCAGCAUGUCGGCCUGCACUGGCUGGCCACCAUGCAUGCGCGCGGACUGAACGGCAUCCUCGCCGACGAGAUGGGCCUCGGCAAGACCAUCCAGACCAUCGCGCUGCUGGCGCACCUGGCCGAGCGUCGCGACUGGGGCCCGCACCUAGUGGUGGCGCCCACCUCCGUCGUGCUCAACUGGGAGCUCGAGUUCAAGAAGUGGUGCCCGGCGCUGAAGCUUCUCACCUACUACGGCACCAUCCGCGAGCGCCGCCUGAAGCGCGUCGGCUGGACCAAGGCCAACGCCUUCCACGUCUGCAUCACCUCGUACAAGCUGGUCGUCCAGGACCACCAGAGCUUCAGACGCAAACGUUGGAAAUACCUCAUCCUCGACGAAGCGCAGAACAUAAAGAAUUUCAAGUCGCAGCGGUGGCAGAUGCUGCUGAAUUUUCAGACCGAAAGGCGGCUGCUCCUGACGGGUACGCCGCUCCAGAACAGCCUGCUGGAGCUGUGGUCGCUGAUGCACUUCCUGAUGCCGGCGGUAUUCGCGUCGCACUCGGAGUUCCGCGAGUGGUUCGCGCCGGUGGCGGGGCUGGCGGGCGCGGAGGGCGGUGGGGGUGGGGCGGGCGGCGCGGGCGAUGCGCUCGUGCGCCGUCUGCACGAGGUGCUGCGCCCGUUCCUGCUGCGCCGCCUCAAGCGCGACGUAGAGCGCCAGAUGCCGCGCAAGUACGAGCACGUGCUCAUGUGCCGCCUCGCCAAGCGCCAGCGGUUCCUCUACGACGACUUCAUGUCGCGCGCUAAGACGAAGGAGAGUCUAGCUUCGGGAAACUUGCUGAGCGUGAUCAACGUGCUGAUGCAGCUGCGCAAGGUGUGCAACCACCCCGACCUGUUCGAGCCGCGGCCGGUGUCGUCGCCGCUGACGAUGGCGGCGCUGCGGCUGGCCGUGCCCGCCCUCGCGCUCGACACAGGCGUGCACCGCCGCCGCGCCGCCGCCGCGCGCCUCGGCGGCGAUCUGGCCACCCUGGAGGCGGCGCACGUGCACGCGUUCGCCGCCCAUCGCGCGCGUCAUCUCGCCCCGCCCCGCCGACUCGUGGAGGAGGUGCCCCCGCCGGAGCCCCCGCGGCCCCCGCCCGCCGCUCUGAGGCUCCAUCUCCGGCUCGUCCCGCGCGCGCCGCCGUCCACUCGGGCGCCUCCCGCGCCUCCGCCGAAGCUAGCCGCGCCCCCGCCCGCGCCAGCGCCGCCCCCCCGGUCCGCCUCGACCGAGCCGCCCGCGUCGGCGUCGGCGCGGCGGCUGGCGGCGCACCGCGCCACUAGCCUUCGGAACUUGGCCGUCACUAACGAGCGCCGCUGCUGGCGCCUGCCGCUGUACGGUGCCGACCUGCGCGCGGCCGCCAGCGCGGGGCCUCCGCCGCUGCCGCCUCGCGACCUCGCCGCCCUUCUGCACGAGCUCCACGAUAUUAUUGACAGGUUCGUGAUAUGUUGGGUGCCGUGUCGUGCGGCCGCCCCGGAGCUAUGCGUGGGUGCGGGGAGCGCGGCGCGGGGCUGGCGGCGGGCGGCGCGCGACGCUGAGCGGGCGGCCGAGCGGCCCGCACGCGCCCUGCUCUCCCUGCUCCACGCACCCGCCGCGCGCGCCGCCGUCGCCUUCCCGCACCCGCGCCUCCUACAGUACGACUGCGGCAAGCUGCAGACGCUCGACCCCCUGCUGCGCCGCCUCAAGGCCGGCGGCCACCGCGUGCUCGUCUUCACGCAGAUGACGCGCGUGCUCGACGUGCUGGAGGCCUUCCUGUCGAUGCACGGCCACACCUACCUGCGGUUGGACGGCGCCACGCGCGUCGAGCGCCGCCAGCCGCUCGUGGAGCGCUUCAACUCCGACCCGCGCGUGUUCGCCUUCAUCUUGUCCACGCGGAGCGGCGGCGUCGGCCUUAACCUCACGGGCGCCGACUCCGUCGUCUUCUACGACUCCGAUUGGAACCCGACCAUGGACGCGCAGGCGCAGGACCGCUGCCACCGGAUCGGCCAGACGCGCGACGUGCACGUGUACCGCCUCGUCACGGCCGCCACCGUCGAGGAGAACAUCCUGCGCAAGGCGGAGCAGAAGCGCGCGCUCGGCCACCUCGCCAUCGACGACGGCCACUUCACCACCUCCUACCUGCGCGCCGUCAACAUCAAGGAGUUGUUCGGGUCGGAGGAGGGGCGCGGUGGCGACGAGUGCGGCGGCGAGGGAGAGGGCGGCUCGCUGGAGAGCGCGCUGGCGGCGGCGGAGGACGAGGCGGACGCGGCGGCGGCGGCGGCGGCACGGGCUGAGGUGGCCGGCGACCUGGCCGAGUUCGACGAGACCGUGCCGCUCGAGCCCGACGCGGCCGACUCGCACCCCGCCGCGCGCCCCGCCCCCGCACAACCCGCCGACCCUGACGCGGCUCCGCUCGCUGCGCUCAUGAAGCAGUUGACGCCGAUAGAGAAGUACGCCAUGAGAUUGGUAGAAAACAGCGAAGCGGCAACGGAAGCCGAGCGGAACGCGCUCGGGGAGAUGAGACGGCAGCUGCGCGAGUGGGAGCAGGCGCGCCGGGCGCUGCGAGAGGAGCCGGCGCCGGCGCCGCGCGCGCCCUCGCCCGACCUCACGUACUGCCGCGAGGACGCCGCCGCACAGAUAUGGAUCAGCGCUAACGACCCGAUACAAAAAAUGCCUAUGUGGUGCCCCCCGACCCCGCCCUCCAGUGAGGGUGACGUGCACUGCGACAGCUGGGCGCGCGCACUCUACCGGCCCGGUGCCGCCGCCGACGCGCUGCUGCCGCCCGUGCGCUGGCGCGAGCGCGCCCCCCGCUCUCCCCGCCGCUCCCGGCCGGCAGCACGGGCGCCCGCCGCGCCGCCCUCUCUAUUCGAGCGCUCCGGGCCGCGAGCGCGCACCCGCCGCCCCGCACCCGCCCCGCAGCACGCCGCGCCCCCGCCCGAAUGGGCGCCGCACGAGGAUGCCGCCCUGCGUCGGGCGCUUCGUCUUCAGAGGCUGCCGCCGGAGCCCCCCGCGGCUCACGCUCCGAACUGGGAUUGGUUGGCCGACCUCGUGGCCGACGCCGCGCGGGCGUAUCGAUCCCCGCGCGCCUGCCGCGAUCGUCACGACGCGCUCGCCGACCCGGACCGGGCGAGGCGCAAACAUCGCCCCAAGCCGCUCCCGCGGCGCCGACCCGACGACGAGAUGCCGCGGCCCCCUCUCCAGCGCAUCGACGCCAUGCGCGACGCUGCCGAGCGCCGCCGGGCUGCGCCGAAGCGUCGCCUCGACGACGCGUCGCACCACAACCCCAAGCACGCCGCCCUGCUGGCCGAUCACGGCGUCGACUACGACGCUCCGCCUACACCCAUGGAGGUGGCCACCCGCCGGGCGGAGCGAAUAGCCAAGGAGAAGCUAAAGGCGGGGGCGUCGGCCGCGGCCGGGGUUCCGGCGUCGUCGGCCCCCGCGGCGGUGUCCGGGGCGGGGCCCGGGACGCCGGCGCCGCAACGCAUCGUGGUGGCCGCGGGCGGGGGAGCGGGGGCCGGCGAGACGCGUCGGCCGCGCCCCGACGCGCCGCUGCUGUACCGGCAGCAGGCGCUGGCGGCUCGACAUCAUCUCAAGAUUCUUCACCACCCUUCGCCGCCGCAGAGCGGAGCCAGCGUGGCCAGCAUCGAUGGGGGAGGGGCGGGGGGCGCGGGCGGUGCUCUUCGCUCGCUGCAGCUGCAGCAGCUCGCGCUGCGGCGUGCUCGGCCGCCGCACCACGUCGUGUUGGCGCACCUCGCACCCGCGCCCAGCGCCGCGCCGGCGUCGACCGCGCCGCCGGCCCCGACGGCGCCAGCGCCGCCGCCACACGCACCCGACCCGCCACAAUAAAAUGUGAUAUGAUGUGUACAAAUCAA